AUGUUUCUGAAUGUUUCUGAAUAUGUUUCUGAAUAUGUUUCUGAAUAUGUUUCUGAAUAUGUUUCUGAAUAUGUUUCUGAAUAUGUUUCUGAAUAUGUUUCUGAAUAUGUUUCUGAAUAUGUUUCUGAAUAUGUUUCUGAAUAUGUUUCUGAAUAUGUUUCUGAAUAUGUUUCUGAAUAUGUUUCUGAAUAUGUUUCUGAAUAUGUUUCUGAAUAUGUUUCUGAAUAUGUUUCUGAAUAUGUUUCUGAAUAUGUUUCUGAAUAUGUUUCUGAAUAUGUUUCUGAAUAUGUUUCUGAAUAUGUUUCUGAAUAUGUUUCUGAAUAUGUUUCUGAAUAUGUUUCUGAAUAUGUUUCUGAAUAUGUUUCUGAAUAUGUUUCUGAAUAUGUUUCUGAAUAUGUUUCUGAAUAUGUUUCUGAAUAUGUUUCUGAAUAUGUUUCUGAAUAUGUUUCUGAAUAUGUUUCUGAAUAUGUUUCUGAAUAUGUUUCUGAAUAUGUUUCUGAAUAUGUUUCUGAAUAUGUUUCUGAAUAUGUUUCUGAAUAUGUUUCUGAAUAUGUUUCUGAAUAUGUUUCUGAAUAUGUUUCUGAAUAUGUUUCUGAAUAUGUUUAUGAAUAUGUUUCUGAAUAUGUUUCUGAAUAUGUUUCUGAAUAUGUUUCUGAAUAUGUUUCUGAAUAUGUUUCUGAAUAUGUUUCUGAAUAUGUUUCUGAAUAUGUUUCUGAAUAUGUUUCUGAAUAUGUUUCUGAAUAUGUUUCUGAAUAUGUUUCUGAAUAUGUUUCUGAAUAUGUUUCUGAAUAUGUUUCUGAAUAUGUUUCUGAAUAUGUUUCUGAAUAUGUUUCUGAAUAUGUUUCUGAAUAUGUUUCUGAAUAUGUUUCUGAAUAUGUUUCUGAAUAUGUUUCUGAAUAUGUUUCUGAAUAUGUUUCUGAAUAUGUUUCUGAAUAUGUUUCUGAAUAUGUUUCUGAAUAUGUUUCUGAAUAUGUUUCUGAAUAUGUUUCUGAAUAUGUUUCUGAAUAUGUUUCUGAAUAUGUUUCUGAAUAUGUUUCUGAAUAUGUUUCUGAAUAUGUUUCUGAAUAUGUUUCUGAAUAUGUUUCUGAAUAUGUUUCUGAAUAUGUUUCUGAAUAUGUUUCUGAAUAUGUUUCUGAAUAUGUUUCUGAAUAUGUUUCUGAAUAUGUUUCUGAAUAUGUUUCUGAAUAUGUUUCUGAAUAUGUUUCUGAAUAUGUUUCUGAAUAUGUUUCUGAAUAUGUUUCUGAAUAUGUUUCUGAAUAUGUUUCUGAAUAUGUUUCUGAAUAUGUUUCUGAAUAUGUUUCUGAAUAUGUUUCUGAAUAUGUUUCUGAAUAUGUUUCUGAAUAUGUUUCUGAAUAUGUUUCUGAAUAUGUUUCUGAAUAUGUUUCUGAAUAUGUUUCUGAAUAUGUUUCUGAAUAUGUUUCUGAAUAUGUUUCUGAAUAUGUUUCUGAAUAUGUUUCUGAAUAUGUUUCUGAAUAUGUUUCUGAAUAUGUUUCUGAAUAUGUUUCUGAAUAUGUUUCUGAAUAUGUUUCUGAAUAUGUUUCUGAAUAUGUUUCUGAAUAUGUUUCUGAAUAUGUUUCUGAAUAUGUUUCUGAAUAUGUUUCUGAAUAUGUUUCUGAAUAUGUUUCUGAAUAUGUUUCUGAAUAUGUUUCUGAAUAUGUUUCUGAAUAUGUUUCUGAAUAUGUUUCUGAAUAUGUUUCUGAAUAUGUUUCUGAAUAUGUUUCUGAAUAUGUUUCUGAAUAUGUUUCUGAAUUGUUUCUGAAUUGUUUCUGA
Molecule: messenger RNA, 1770 nt
Organism: Psylliodes chrysocephalus
Lineage: Eukaryota; Metazoa; Arthropoda; Insecta; Coleoptera; Chrysomelidae
Source: the annotation of a GenBank genome assembly